AUGAUUGUUGUGCAGACUGUGAUACUUCGAAAGUUGAAUGUCUUUGGUAUUAACGCAAAUAAACUGAGCGAAAUCAUUCGAGAUAAUCCUGGCAUUCUGGACUGCGUGAAAGAAGGAAUCGGCAGAGUUGUAGGCAUGGGAGUACCCCAUAGCAAGCGUCUCCUUCCUCUGAUGGUCUUGACAUUUCCAACUGCUCUACAUGGAGUUCUUCACUACAUCAUCAGUUCCAUUGUCCAGAAGCUUGUUUUGUUUGUUCUAAAAAGGUAUAAUUCCCACAACCUUCCAACUGAGAGCUCCACUUCUGUGCAGAGCAUGCUGGAUGCAUAUUUUCCUGAACUUAUUGCUAGCUUUGCUGCUAGCCUUUGUGCUGACGUCAUGCUUUACCCACUGGAAACCGUUUUGCACCGUCUUCAUAUUCAAGGAACACGCACAAUAAUUGACAAUACAGACCUUUGCUAUGAAGUGCUUCCAAUCAAUACUCAGUAUGAGGGAAUGAAAGACUGCAUAAAUACUAUAAAACGGGAAGAAGGAAUGCUAGGUUUUUAUAAAGGAUUUGGAGCUGUUAUAGUACAGUACACCUUGCAUGUGGCAGUUUUACAGCUCACCAAAAUUAUUUACUCAACACUGCUGCAAAACAUUUCCUAA
Pterocles gutturalis (yellow-throated sandgrouse) is the source of this 645-nucleotide messenger RNA. RefSeq names its product solute carrier family 25, member 46 (gene SLC25A46). Lineage: Eukaryota; Metazoa; Chordata; Aves; Pterocliformes; Pteroclidae. The coding region runs from base 1 to 645 and encodes 214 amino acids. The transcript has 2 exons. Gene Ontology annotation, biological process: mitochondrial fission; axon development; mitochondrial membrane fission. Gene Ontology annotation, cellular component: mitochondrial outer membrane. The record is from RefSeq and is a predicted model, not a curated record.